This is a messenger RNA of Pyrgilauda ruficollis (rufous-necked snowfinch), 1239 nucleotides long. It is a transcript of the gene PTH1R, whose product is annotated as parathyroid hormone 1 receptor. Gene Ontology annotation, molecular function: G protein-coupled peptide receptor activity; peptide hormone binding; parathyroid hormone receptor activity. Gene Ontology annotation, biological process: intracellular calcium ion homeostasis; cell surface receptor signaling pathway; adenylate cyclase-activating G protein-coupled receptor signaling pathway. The transcript has 10 exons. Gene Ontology annotation, cellular component: plasma membrane. The coding region runs from base 1 to 1239 and encodes 412 amino acids. Lineage: Eukaryota; Metazoa; Chordata; Aves; Passeriformes; Passeridae. The record is from RefSeq and is a predicted model, not a curated record.
AUGCCGCGAAACUCCCAGGAGGUCUUUGAUCGCCUCUAUUUGAUUUAUACUGUUGGAUACUCCAUCUCCCUGGGAUCCCUCACAGUUGCUGUCCUUAUCCUGGGAUACUUCAGACGUUUGCACUGCACUAGGAACUACAUCCACAUGCACCUGUUUGUGUCCUUCAUGCUGAGGGCCGUCAGCAUCUUCGUGAAGGACGCAGUCCUGUACUCCGGGUCAGCCCUGGAGGAGAUGGAGCGGAUCUCCGAGGAGGACUUGAAAUCCAUCACGGAAGCACCUCCAGCGGAUAAAUCGCAGUUUGUGGGCUGUAAAGUAGCUGUCACCUUCUUCCUCUACUUCCUGGCUACCAAUUACUACUGGAUCCUGGUGGAAGGGCUCUAUCUCCACAGCCUCAUCUUCAUGGCAUUUUUCUCAGAGAAGAAAUAUCUCUGGGGAUUCACAUUAUUUGGCUGGGGACUCCCUGCUGUGUUUGUCACAGUGUGGGCCAGCGUCAGAGCCACUCUGGCCGACACAGAUCUCCUGGUGAAAUCCAUGUCAAAGAGCUCAUGCACUCCCCCAAAUCCCAGCAUUAAACCAACACAGGAGGAGCUCUCCAAAGUAAAUUUUAUUCUCUUUAUCAAUAUUAUCAGAGUCCUCGCAACCAAGCUCCGAGAGACGAAUGCAGGGAGGUGUGACUCGAGACAACAGUACAGGAAGCUGCUGAAAUCUACCCUCGUCCUUAUGCCUCUGUUUGGCGUUCACUAUAUUGUUUUCAUGGCUAUGCCAUACACAGACGUGUCAGGGAUUCUUUGGCAAGUUCAAAUGCACUAUGAAAUGCUGUUCAACUCUUUCCAGGGAUUUUUUGUUGCCAUCAUAUACUGUUUUUGCAAUGGAGAGGUCCAAGCAGAAAUAAAGAAGUCAUGGAGCAGGUGGACUUUAGCACUUGACUUUAAAAGGAAAGCCCGGAGUGGGAGCACAACCUACAGCUAUGGACCAAUGGUUUCCCACACCAGCAUCACAAAUGUAGCCACCAGAGGGGCACUUGCCCUCCACCUCAACACGAGACUUAUUCCAGGGACCCUCAACGGCCACCGGAAUUUGCCAGGUUAUGUGAAAAAUGGCUCCAUUUCAGAGAAUUCCAUGCCUUCCUCCGGCCCGGAGCAGUACAACAAAGAUGAGGAAUACCUGAAUGGCUCCGGGCUUUACGAUGGAGACAGACCCAUGGUCCUUGUGGAAGAGGAGAGAGAGACAGUGAUGUAA